GCCUGUGAGUAGAAGCGGCGGGCAUCCCCCGCUCUCACGCCCCUCCCCGACCCCCUCCCCGCGGUGGGCCCCGCAGUCCCGCGCAGCCCCUUUAAGAGCCUCGAAGGUCGCGGCGGCCCCCAGGCGUCGGCGACUGCGCUCCACCGGCGCUCGGGCCAGGCUCCCCGCCAUGCGGGCGCUGCGGGCCGCCCUGACCCUGGCGCUGGGCGCGGGGCUGGGCGCGGCGGCCGAGGGCUGGCGGCGGCGGAGGGCGGACGCGCGGGCGGCGCCGGGGCUGCUGGGCCGGCUGCCCGUGCUGCCCGUGGCCGCGGCGGCCGAGCUGCCCGAGGUGCCCGCGAAGCCCGGGGCCCCGGCGGGCGCGAGCGAGCUGGCCAAGUACGGGCUGCCGGGGCUGGCGCAGCUCAAGAGCCGCGAGUCGUACGUGCUGUGCUACGAUCCGCGCACCCGCGGCGCGCUCUGGGUGGUGGAGCAGCUGCGGCCGGAGCGGCUCCGCGGGGACGGCGACCGCCGCUCGUGCGACUUCCGCGAGGACGACUCGGUGCACGCGUACCACCGCGCCACCAACGCCGACUACCGCGGCAGCGGCUUUGACCGCGGCCACCUCGCCGCCGCCGCCAACCACCGCUGGAGCCAGAAGGCCAUGGAGGACACCUUCUACCUGAGCAACGUCGCGCCGCAGGUGCCCCACCUCAACCAGAAUGCUUGGAACAACCUGGAGAAGUACAGCCGCAGCUUGACCCGCACCUACCAAAAUGUCUAUGUAUGCACAGGGCCGCUCUUCCUGCCCAGGACGGAGGCCGACGGCAAGUCCUACGUGAAGUAUCAGGUCAUUGGCAAGAACCACGUGGCGGUGCCCACCCACUUCUUCAAAGUCCUAAUCCUGGAGGCGGCUGGCGGGCAAAUCGAACUCCGCUCCUACGUGAUGCCCAAUGCUCCGGUGGAUGAGGCAGUCCCACUGGAGCGCUUCCUCGUGCCCAUUGAAAGCAUCGAGCGGGCCUCGGGGCUGCUCUUCGUACCCAAUAUCCUGGCACGGACAGGCAGCCUCCAGGCCAUCACUGCAGGCAGCAAGUGAAGGUGUCACCCUGCCAGACUGUAGGGGCUGGGUCGCAUUAAAAAGGUGGUGAUUUCUGGA
Messenger RNA from Canis lupus familiaris (dog), 1132 nucleotides. RefSeq names its product endonuclease G (gene ENDOG). The record is from RefSeq and is a predicted model, not a curated record. Gene Ontology annotation, cellular component: nucleus; mitochondrial inner membrane. The transcript is spliced from 3 exons. NCBI's taxonomy places the organism in Eukaryota, Metazoa, Chordata, Mammalia, Carnivora, Canidae. Gene Ontology annotation, molecular function: metal ion binding; single-stranded DNA endonuclease activity; RNA endonuclease activity. Bases 170 to 1072 code for a protein of 300 amino acids. Gene Ontology annotation, biological process: apoptotic DNA fragmentation.